UAAGAAGGUCUGACAUCAUUAGAUAUUUCAUGAAAAUCGCGAAAUAAUAAACUGCGAUUCUUUAGUUUACAAGCCGAACACGUUUUAAUUUUUUAAUUCAUCGAAAUAAGAUAACGAAAAGUAUGGGAUUCUUUAAAAUAGAAAAGGAGAAUGGUGUGAAGGAGAUAGACGUGUCCUACACCUCGUCCACUAGCACUGUCAGCGGAGAUGAAAACACAACGCGGGGGAACUGGUCUGGCAGGAUGGACUUCCUGCUCUCGUGUAUUGGUUAUGCAGUUGGAUUGGGAAAUAUUUGGAGAUUUCCGUAUUUGUGCUACAGAAGUGGUGGUGGUGCCUUCCUUAUUCCAUACGUGGUCUUUCUGUUGCUGUGUGGUGUGCCUCUGUUCUUCCUGGAAAUCUCCUACGGACAGUUUGCAAGUCUCAGUCCCAUCAGUGUUUGGAAGAUGAGUCCUCUCUUUAAAGGUGUUGGAUAUGGAAUGGUAAUAAUAUCAACUAUCGUCUGCGUCUACUACAACAUCAUCAUCACGUGGACGCUCUACUACCUGUUCAUGUCGAUGAGAGCUGUGUUGCCGUGGGCAACGUGUGACAACGACUGGAACACGGAAUACUGUGUUCUGAAGAGGGACGUUCACCCGAAUGAGACGGGACUGUACAACGAUAGCCAGAUGGCGGGAGCUAUGAAAUACUUGGCCCAGGCUAUAAACAGCUCUGCUGUCAAUGUUACGGCAGUGCUCGGCAACGCUACCAACCUGAUGCAUUUAAACAAGACUAAAACGGCUAGCGAAGAAUUUUGGCAACGUCAUGUGCUGGAUAUAUCUGAUGGAAUCGACAACAUCGGUGGUAUCCGGUGGCCUUUGUUGGGUUGUCUGGCCCUGGCAUGGCUGGUGGUUUUCCUUUGUCUCUGCAAGGGUGUCAAGUCAUCUGGAAAGGUUGUCUACGUCACGGCUACUUUCCCCUACAUGGUACUUCUGAUUCUCAUGAUCCGAGGUGUCACUUUGCCAGGAGCCAUUGACGGAAUAAAGUUUUACCUUAUACCACAGUGGGGGAAGCUAUUGGAAUUUAAGGUUUGGGGUGAUGCCGCCUUGCAGAUUUUUUACUCUGUCGGUAUGUCUUGGGGAGCAUUAAUCACCAUGGCCAGCUAUAACAAGUUCCACAACAAUGUUUACAGAGAUGCUAUGAUUGUUCCAUUCCUCAACUGUGGUACCAGUGUGUUCGCUGGGCUGGUCAUCUUCUCUGUUCUCGGUUUCAUGGCUCACGAAACUGGUGUCAAUAUCGAAGAUGUCGUCACUCAGGGUCCAGGACUGACCUUUGUGGCGUACCCUGAGGCUGUGGCCAAACUGCCCAUCUCGCCACUGUGGGCAAUCUUGUUCUUCACAAUGCUCUUUACUAUUGGUUUGGACAGUCAGUUUGGCAUGUUUGAAACAAUGACCAGUGCGUUUAUUGACGAGUUCCCCGAACUGCUGAGGGACAGGAAGGUGCUCUUCACCGCAGUAAUGUGUUUUGUUGAAUUCCUGCUGGGCAUCCCGUUCAUUACACAGGGAGGAAUCUACAUUCUGCAGGUGAUGGAUUGGUACUGUGCCACAUUCUCUCUGAUGAUCCUUUCUCUUAUUGAAUGUGUCGUCAUUGCCUGGAUUUAUGGAAUUGACAGAUUCUUCAAAGACAUUGAAUUGAUGAUUGGAUACAAACCACACAAGAUCUGGAAAAUCAUGUGGUGCUACGUCACCCCAGCGACUAUCAUUUUCAUCUGGCUGUUCAGUGUGACCCACCUACAGGCGGUGACGUACGGAGAUUACGAGUACCCGACUUGGGCCAUCGUGUUCGGCUGGAUGCUGGGUCUCGUCUCUCUCGUACCCAUCCCGAUCAUGAUGAUCAUCGCCAUAGCCAGGGAAGAAGGACCAUUCAUUGACCGCAUCAAGAAGCUUCUGAAGCCAACUGAAGAUUGGGGACCUGCCGUCGACCAGCACCGAGAAAAAUAUCUUUCAACUCUGGAGGAUCAUCAUACUAUGAUUGCUCAGCCUGCGAAGCAGGACUCCGUCGAUACAUUCCAGGAAAAAGAGGUCCCCGAAGCAGCAACAUUGCUGUCUGCUGACAAGACAGAACGCUGCUGAAUUAGUGACCAAUGUGUAGUGUACUUUGUAACAGCAACAGUGUAAGAGAAAUGAUGAGAGUAUACUUGACAGCAGGAAUACAAGGGACAUUACGAGAGAUCAGAUGGUCACUAUGAAGAUUUUUCUUCCAUUAUGUGUGGGGAAAAGAUCUUGAUAUUUAGAACAAAGGUGGGAUUUAACGAAGGACAGAAAUUCCCACGAGAGUGCAUCAUCCGAAGCAACGAGGCGUUUUCUGACCAAAAAAAAGAAGGAAAAAACGCUUACGAUUGAGGGAGAGAUUCGAGUUCAUUUCCUGAUGGGCCAUCUGCAGUCAGCUUUAAGUAAAUGUACUCAGCAUUUGUGUCCAUAUUGUGGAUUUAAAAAAAUAAAAAGAGACCUAUUUCCACAAUUGGCACGUUUAUAUUCUGAUGGACCAUCUGUAGUCGGCUUAAAAACGUUAAAGCGUUGGUGUCAUGUGAUGACUAUUUUUGUUUACAUACAAGUCUAAUCUAGUCUCAUUUUAUGACGUAUAUAUUACUGCUUUAACAAUGUACAAUAAUUCUGCUGUUUACAACAUAUAUACAAGGCUGCCGACUAUGUACGGUUUGAAUCUAGUCGUGUGUGUUGGAGUAACUGCUGUAAACACGCUGCUUUUGAUGGGACCAUGGCUUGGGAUGACCGUUUGCUGUUUGCUGUUGUUUGGUAACGUGUGAAUGAUCUCAGUUUGAAAGGAUGAGCAAUAUGCUGCAGUCUGGCCAAGUGCCUAUGUUAACGAAUGUAAGCUAUUCACUAGAGGGAAGUGUUUUAAUCAAAAUGGGUUGCAGUGAAUCUGCUUGCAUGAAGUUUUUAACAUUUGUGUGGGGUUUUUUGUUUCUGAAAAUGUUAAUACGGUUGUGGGUUGAGAAAAUCCUGUUCUCCAUCUAUUUUGGAACAUUAAGUACAUGUAAAUAUAAAUAGUAUGCUUAUUAGUCCCCUGCCGGUCCAACCAGAGGGGACUAUAGGUUUUUACUCCAUCCUGUCUUGUCUGUCUGUCCAUCUAUCUGUCCCUCUUCGUACAGUUUUCUGGACUGGGUUUUUUUUUUCAAUGCCACAUGAUAUUGAGCUUUAUCAUUUUCAGUUACAGAUCAAGUUUGACUUUCAUCAUGAUUUGACCGGCCUCUGUGGCGUCCUGGUUAGGCUAUCGGUCUACAGGCUGGUAGGUACUGGAUUCGGAUCCCAGUCGAGGCAUGGGAUUUUCAAUC
Molecule: messenger RNA, 3328 nt
Organism: Gigantopelta aegis
Lineage: Eukaryota; Metazoa; Mollusca; Gastropoda; Neomphalida; Peltospiridae
Product: sodium- and chloride-dependent glycine transporter 1-like
Exons: 14
Coding region: 123-2108 (661 amino acids)
Biological process (GO): sodium ion transmembrane transport
Cellular component (GO): membrane
Source: RefSeq, a predicted model, not a curated record